UCCCUACUCGCCCUUCCCUUUCCCUUUUCACCGCCGGCCUGGUACGGCAAGCACACGCUGCUGGGCCCAGCUCCUGUCCGAACUCCCUUUCCCGCCCUCGGUCAAGAUGCGUUACGUUGCGGCUUACCUGCUGGCCAUCCUUGGGGGCAACGAGUCCCCCACGUCAAAGGACUUGAAGAAGAUCCUGGACAGCGUAGGCAUUGAGACUGAUGAUGAACGCGUGAACAAGGUUAUCAGUGAGCUGAAUGGAAAAAACAUAGAAGAUGUCAUUGCUCAGGGUAACAGCAAGCUUGCCAGCAUGCCAGCUGGUGGAGCUGUAGCAGUUGCAGCUGGUGCAGGGUCAGCUGCUCCAGCUGGAGGCGCUGCUCCUGCUGCUGCUGAGGAGAAGAAAGAAGAGAAGAAGGAAGAAUCUGAGGAAUCUGACGAUGACAUGGGAUUUGGCCUGUUUGACUAAAUUUUUUGCUAUUGAAAAUUAUUAAAAACCAUUUCUUUUAAAA
Alligator mississippiensis (American alligator) is the source of this 497-nucleotide messenger RNA. RefSeq names its product ribosomal protein lateral stalk subunit P2 (gene RPLP2). The record is from RefSeq and is a predicted model, not a curated record. The transcript has 5 exons. Gene Ontology annotation, cellular component: cytosolic large ribosomal subunit; ribosome. The coding region runs from base 107 to 454 and encodes 115 amino acids. Gene Ontology annotation, biological process: cytoplasmic translational elongation. NCBI's taxonomy places the organism in Eukaryota, Metazoa, Chordata, Crocodylia, Alligatoridae. Gene Ontology annotation, molecular function: structural constituent of ribosome.